Molecule: messenger RNA, 2526 nt
Organism: Hyaloscypha bicolor E
Lineage: Eukaryota; Fungi; Ascomycota; Leotiomycetes; Helotiales; Hyaloscyphaceae
Exons: 2
Coding region: 57-2363 (768 amino acids)
Source: RefSeq, a predicted model, not a curated record
CCAGAUUCGCUGCCGAUCCGAUCGCAAUAUUUGCUAUUAAGAAUACCUCUUGAGCUAUGGCAAAGAAGAAGAACAAGAGCCAGAAUGCUGCUGAGCCCCCAGACAAUCCAAUUCCUCCCAGUUCUUCUGCAUCAACUUCAACAAAGACGAAGGACACAAAGACAACACAGCCAUCGACAUCGGCUCUCAUAAUCUGUCGAAAUAAGCAUUGGCGAUACAUCUCGUCCUUCCACGGGCCAUGGCUACAAUUACCCCCAGAGGUCCUUGAAAGCCUUGCACAUAACAAUUACAAUCUGCCUCGACCUCGACCCAUUGACCCCGCAGUCUUCUUCGACCUCCUCAAGAUUCGACAACUCGUCGACGAAGCUACCAAUCUUGCCGUACGCGCAGCGAGUGGUGUCACAUCGUCUACUCUUACAAAUUCCCUAAAUGCUGGUAACGGACUGUUGGGCAAUGGCGGGGCAGCACUGGGACUCGGACUCGGCGGAGGGGGUGGCAAUGCCAAACUGAGCAGAGAACGAAAACACCGCAUGAGGGAGCAGGCCACUCAGAAGCUUUCGAAGGCAUAUCACUUGGAUGAGAUUGCGUGUAGCGUUGCAACCAUGCAGUCGGCAUCGACGUUGGAGGACGUCGCCCAACUCGUUUUGCAGAGAAAUCCGCUCGAUGCAGAUGCGAAAUACGUGCACUUCUUCCAUGAAAAGAUACCUUCACGCCAACUUGCUGAGUGUACGAGCUUGCAACCACUUGACGAAGUCAUUGCGGAACGCCCAAGUGAAGGUGAAAUCUUGAGGACCCGUGCGGUUACGAAGAUAUUCAAGGACGAUUUCGUUGGUGCAGCACAAGAUCUUACAGCAGCACUACAAGUAUGUAGAUAUUUUCAGAGUCAGCACAAAGCAGGAAGACAACAACUCCAGUUGGCAAGUGAGGCGUUUGCUGAAGCACAACAUAACGGCAGAUGGAAGGAGGAAAUCAAGUUGGAUGAAGAGGAUCACCCAAGCAGUCUUGAAACCCAACUUCUAUUCCACCGAGCUGGUGUCUACCUGACGAUUGCUUGCCAACAUGUCAAUGAAGCUCUCCCGCCCAAAACCUCCCCCAAUGGAGCGAAUGAUGUGAAGGCUGAGCGUGUGAAUGGCAUUUCAGAGUCCCAACCUGAGGAAGUCGAGAGGACUCCGGCCGAAAAAGAAUCAAAUCGCAUAUGUCUUGAGGCGCGUAAAGCCGUCAAGACAAAUGCAAAGAGAGCUCUGAGGGAUUACGUUGCCUAUCUAUCACAUUUCGACUACACCCCUGGUCUACCAGCGGAGAUCACAGAGGAAUUUGUCCGCAAAGUAAAUCAAGCAGCGAACGGAUUCAAGAUCCCCAGGCCACAGAACCAUAGCAGAAGCCUUGACUUGGAGAGCAACUCCUCUCUGAGCAACGGCCAGCUCUCUGAUGCUCUUGUGCCGCAGAAUGGACUUCACAGUAGCCGUAACCGCCAACAUUCUGGGACAGCUCGUUCUGAACUCCCAAGCCUUCCACCUCCAGUCGUCUAUCAAAUCUCAGCAUUGUUCUCAGCAACUCCUCCAGCUGAUCUUCCUGCAUACCCGGAAACUGCGACUGCGCUUACUACCAAACAGCAACUGCCGACGACACAAUCCGAGGCCGCAAAGGCUAUUCUAGCGCAGACAGACUGUCACGAAGCAUUAACCUACCACCCACUUCUUACAGAUGCCCUUCAUUCUUUGCUUCUUUGUCAUUGCCUUGUCCAAACCUCGUCACGCGAAUUGCAGCGCCACGCACACAUGGUAGCGAGACUGGCUCGAGUAUGCGACGGCUAUCCUAUUUUCCAAGCUGCACGUUCGCCUAGCCGUGCUGAUUGGAUAGAAGUUGUCCGUCGUGGCGAUAAUUGGAUACAGCUGCAACAGUCUUGGGAGUCUCUUUGUGCUCCAGCUCCCCUCCCUGGCCAAGUGUCACCAAACCCGCAGAAGGAAACACCUGCCGAGAAGAAGGAGCGCCUCAAACAGCAGGCUAUAAUGGAGGCUUUAGAGGAUGACCGAGUCCACGAUGAGGCCAGUUUCCAUGCCGCGGUUGCAGCCAGACAGCGUCGCCAGGAAGAAGAAGCCCGAAAAGCUGAUGGCAAAGAAAUGCCGAAACGUUGGGCUCAGGAGGAUGGGAAAGAAUACCCUAUCAGUACUGAGAGAGCAGCAGCAAUUGUGCGUUGGGUCAGAGAAGCCCCCAUUGGUGGUGAAGCUGCUGGGCCUCGUAAGAAGAAGAGGGCCGGAGCCAAAGGCAAAGGCAAGGCCAAAUCUAGCGUAGAGGACUCGAUGUCGGGGUUGAACGUUGAUGAUUCUAAUGACUUCGAACCCGUCGAGGAAGAAGUCGAUUGAGCCGCAACAUAGGGGAGAACAAAGUGUCCGGGUAAAGCAACCAAUCAAUGAUUGUUCAAGCAAGAUCUGCAAAUAGUUUAUGUAGAGUGCUUCCUGCAUGUCACCCCGCCCUUAUGUUGACAUCACACUCAACUUCAGGGCGUAAAUGGAGAUCAUGUCGCCG